Messenger RNA from Prorocentrum cordatum, 2310 nucleotides. The record is from the annotation of a GenBank genome assembly. Lineage: Eukaryota; Dinophyceae; Prorocentrales; Prorocentraceae.
AUGGACGCGGCCGCCGCGACCGCGCCUCCCGCGUGGCUGGCGCUCGUGGGCUUCGGGAGCGCCAACCGUGCCUUCGCGGAGGUGCUGCUGGAGCGGGAGGCCCGGCUGGGUUUCUUGCCCCGCGUGGCCGCCGUGCUGACCGGGCGGAGCGGCCGCCUGGUGGCGGAGGCCGAGCGUGUGGAGGCGGCGCCGGGGGCGCUGCCCGGUGGCAGGCUGGACGUCGUAGUGGAGGCCAUCCUGGCAAGCCCUGCCACUGCCGUCCCGACGAACCACUCCACGGGGGAGCCCGCGCUGUCGCUCACCAGGGCGGCGCUGGAGGUCGGCGCGUCGGUGGUGACGGCUAACAAGGGUGAAGAGAACCUUGCGAAGAUCGAUUGCGGGGAGUUUCCCAGAGCCAACGGGCCCACAGCGAUUGUGCGAGACGCGUUCUCGGCUGACGUCGCGGCGCUCCAUCUUGGAGCCCCCGUGCCCCCGACGCUGGAGGGCGUCUGGGGCACGGGCGGCUCGGGCGACGGCGAGCGGCUGGCCGAUCCGGGCACGGCUUCGAGCAGCCUUUCCAGGCUCAUCUGCCUUCACACAGCGAUGGCAUGGCCUUGCUUUGAGUUCCUGGUGAAGGCUUACGCGACGAGUGCGAUGUCGGUUCAGGCCCCCGUGGCGCUGCGCCUCCCCGAGCUGCUGGCCCUGGCGUCCAGCCGCGGCGCCCGCUACCUCUACGAGUCCGCGUGCAUGGACGGCGCGGACCCGAGCUCGACCUUCGAGGCGGCGCUGCGGAGCGCCCAGCCCUUCCACGAGGCGGACGGCGAGGAGGGCAGGUGGCUGCCACAGGAUAUGCGCUACACGCACAUCACCUACCAAUACCAGGCCCUCGCGGCCCUCCUGGCCGCGCGCGGGGCGGCGGGCGACGGGCCCGGCGCCGGCGCGCGGCGCCUGCCCGAGGGGGCAGGCGUAAUCGGCUCAGCCGUGGUGCAGCACGUCAAGCUGGAUCUCGUUUUCGAUGCCAGCGAGAGCAUGCGGGAUGAUAGUGACAGCGCCCUGCAGCUGACGCAAGCCAUAAACGCAGCUGUGGGGGACAAGGUAGGCAGGGCCGAGAAGGCUGCGAGACAGCAGGUUCUUGCGAUGUACGAGGCGAAGAGGGGCCAGCCCCCGCCGGCGGACAGCGAGGUAGACUUGCCCAAGCAUGAGCUGACUCGAGACUGGGGCUGGUUCAACAGCAAGGGUAUUCAGAGAUUCGGCAUGACCGAAAGGGCAGAGUGGAUGAAGGCGCUCCAGGACGCGUCCACCUACAAGGGGCAAGGCGAUCUGAAAGGUGCGCUCGAGCUCUGCCGAGACGCCGACGGCGGGGAGCAGCAUGUCGAUCCCGAACAGAAGCACCCCAGUGCCGAAUUUGUUGAUCAGCGGAUACGCUUUUUAAGAGCGGACCCUAGCGAGCUUCCAGGUUUGGGAGAUCUGGGCGAUCAGCACGACAAAGCCCCGAAGAGGAUCUGCAUCAUCAUCACAGAUGACAUGGCCAUGUGCGACAAAGAUGAGAAAUCGUCAGUGCCCAAGGAGUGCAUGAGCAAGCCUGACAGCAGCGACGAGCCAGAGGAAACGUUCGAGCCCUGCCAUGAUGUCGAGGGCGACUUGGGAGAGAUAGCCAGUUGCACGAAGUUGGUGAAGAGCCUGCAGGAGGAUGGCACCCAGGUAGCCAUCCUCUCAAAAACCUCCUCGUACGAGGUCAUGAGACUGCGGAACUCCGGCUUCCGGGACUUCCUUCAGGUGCUUGGGUGCCCGCAGGAGUGCUUCAACGAGAUCGACGACAUGCAAUCGCCCAGCGCCCCCGACGAAUCUUGGAGCGACUGGGAGCUGACUGAGAACUGCUGCAACAACUACGUCACGGGGAGCCGCUUCAGCAUGCUCCCCGAGAGGAUCCCCGCCAUGAUCGACGAGGUGCUGGGGGAGCUCAGCAUCUUCGACGUCUUCCUCCAAGACCCGGACGGAGUGCCGCCUGGCGACAACGACCCGCCGCCGGACGAGGACGGUCCAGUCGACGGCGGGCCAGCCGACGAGGACGGGCCCGGCGGCCACCACGGCGAGGGAGACGACGAGGCGCCGAUCACGCCGCCGGCCGACGAGGAGGACGGAGGCGGCUCUGGCGGCGGGGACGCCGGCAAAGGUGGAGGCGGCGGCAAGAAGCUCGCGAUCGCGCUGGUGGUGCUCGGGCUCCUGGGGCUCGCGCUGGCCGGAUACUUCCAGGUCCAGGGCAGGGCCGCGCCUCCCCCGACCAGGCCGUCCCAGGACGUGGAGAUGUCCGGGCGGUCCGGGCGGCUGUGA